GGAGGGUUUUACUGAGUGGGAGAGAAAGUGAAAACGAAGAGAGGAGAGAUUUACGAACGAACAAAUAAUGAUGGCGUCUCGAUCGAUGGUCUCUCAGCAAACCAUGGGUGAUGUUGUUGUUGUGGAAGAUAACGAAAAUGUUGGGAAAGGAAGAAACCGCCAAGUUCUUCGUGAUAUAGGUAAUGUUGUUCGAGGAAAUUACCCAAAGAACGAGCCGGCAAAGAUCAAUCGUCCUCGUACACGGUCUCAACAUGUUCCACUUGUGGAGCUUGAUAAACCCGUGGUGGUACGGAAGCCAAAGAAAAGAGCUGAGAAAUCGAAGGAUGUAGAGAUAAUAGAGAUAAGCUCAGACAGUGAUGAAGAACAUGGUUUAGUUGCUGUCCAGGAGAAGAAAGCCGCUAAGAAGAAAGCAACCUCUUACACAUCUGUUCUCACCGCUAGAAGCAAGGCUGCUUGUGGUUUCGAGAAGAAUCCGAUAGAAAAGAUUGCUGAUAUCGAUUCUGCUGAUGCUAAUAAUGACCUUGCAGCUGUUGAAUAUGUUGAAGAUAUAUACAGUUUCUACAAAUCUGUUGAGAGUGAAUGGCGUCCAACCGAUUACAUGCAAUCGCAGCCUGAGAUUAAUGAAAAGAUGAGAUUGAUUCUGGUUGAAUGGUUGAUAGAUGUACAUGUCAGAUUCGAGCUAAACCCAGAAACAUUUUACCUCACCAUAAACAUUUUGGACCGGUUCUUGUCGGUUAAGCCAGUACCUAGGAAAGAAUUGCAGCUGGUUGGUCUCAGUGCUCUUCUCAUGUCAUCCAAAUACGAAGAAAUCUGGCCACCUCAGGUAGAGGAUCUAGUUGACAUUGCAGAUCAUGCAUACAGUCACAAACAGAUUCUGGUGAUGGAGAAGACAAUACUGUCUACACUCGAGUGGUACUUGACAGUUCCGACCCAUUAUGUCUUCCUCGCUCGUUUCAUCAAAGCUUCCAUUGCAGACCAACGAAUGGAGAAUAUGGUGCACUAUUUGGUCGAGUUAGGGGUGAUGCAUUACGACACGACGAUAAUGUUCAGCCCAUCUAUGGUUGCUGCCUCUGCAAUCUACGCAGCAAGAUCUGCUCUUCACCAAGUUCCCAUUUGGACUAACACUCUCAAGCAUCACACCGGUUAUUCUGAAACUCAGCUCAUGGACUGUGCAAAGCUAUUGGCGUAUCAGCAGUGGGAGCAGCAGCAAAAAAGGAGUGAGAGUAAGGGAGGAUUACAAAAGAAGUACUCGAAGGAUGAACGAUUCGCUGUGGCUAAGAUACCUCCGUCCAAAUCUUUGUUGACCGGAACUGAAUCUACUUAGGUGUUAUGGGACCCAUGAAGAAGAAGGAGAAAGAGUCUAAUAGCUUCAUUAGAUUUAAGAUUUUGUACAAAUCUAAUGAGUCACUUUGAAAACACAUAUGUUUUUAUCUCUAUCAAAACCCAUGGCGAAGAUGGAGAAAGAGUCUAGUAGUUUCAUUAGAUUUAAAAUUUUGUACAAGUCUAA
This is a messenger RNA of Eutrema salsugineum, 1507 nucleotides long. RefSeq names its product cyclin-B1-1. Gene Ontology annotation, molecular function: cyclin-dependent protein serine/threonine kinase regulator activity. The coding region runs from base 68 to 1324 and encodes 418 amino acids. The transcript has 8 exons. Gene Ontology annotation, biological process: regulation of cyclin-dependent protein serine/threonine kinase activity; mitotic cell cycle phase transition. NCBI's taxonomy places the organism in Eukaryota, Viridiplantae, Streptophyta, Magnoliopsida, Brassicales, Brassicaceae. The record is from RefSeq and is a predicted model, not a curated record. Gene Ontology annotation, cellular component: cytoplasm; nucleus; cyclin-dependent protein kinase holoenzyme complex.